This is a messenger RNA of Dreissena polymorpha, 2421 nucleotides long. RefSeq names its product LIM/homeobox protein Lhx1-like. The coding region runs from base 402 to 1895 and encodes 497 amino acids. The record is from RefSeq and is a predicted model, not a curated record. NCBI's taxonomy places the organism in Eukaryota, Metazoa, Mollusca, Bivalvia, Myida, Dreissenidae. Gene Ontology annotation, biological process: neuron differentiation; regulation of transcription by RNA polymerase II. Gene Ontology annotation, cellular component: nucleus. The transcript is spliced from 6 exons. Gene Ontology annotation, molecular function: DNA-binding transcription factor activity, RNA polymerase II-specific; RNA polymerase II transcription regulatory region sequence-specific DNA binding.
UUCGUUUUUAAUAGCAUUCGAACUCUUAAAAUUCGUAGUGUGAAAAUCGGUGACAGUGUCAAUGUUUACUGUUUAUCUUGCGAUACUUUAAUGGUUAAAUGGACGUUUUAUAAUAGUGACAGAACAGUGAAGAGUUGUUAACUAAGGACUGUGGAUGUCUCGAAGAUUAACAAACCAUUUUAUUUUAUACAUUGAACUAACCGAGUCAGAAUACAAAUACAUAUUUCAAUCGGAUUAACAGUUAUCAACUUUGGGCGAAUUAAUACAAAUAAAGCAUGUGUUAUCUAUCAUGCCACUGACUGAUAGCUAGAUAGCGGGAUUUACUUACAGUUGGAAUAGCGCUGAACGGUCCGGCUAGGAUUCGAACCCGAACCGGCAAAGUGGCGAUUGAGAACCUUUCCAUGAUGCAGAUGUGCGCGGGAUGUCAGUGUCCAAUCAUAGACCGGUAUCUGCUCAACGUGCUUGACCGCACGUGGCACGUGCAGUGUGUCCGAUGCACGGAUUGCGCAUGCGCACUGACGGACAAGUGCUUUUCUAGAGACGGAAAGCUCUACUGUAGAAAUGAUUUCUUUAGGCGAUAUGGCACCAAAUGUGCCGGAUGUGGACAAGGCAUAUCCCCGAGCGACCUCGUGCGUCGUGCACGUGACAAAGUGUUUCACCUGAAGUGUUUCACGUGCAUGAUAUGCCGGAAGCAGCUAUCAACCGGCGAAGAGCUUUAUGUCGUCGGAGAAAACAAAUUCUUGUGUAAAGAAGACUAUAUUCAAAACAAACUCGAAGGUUCCGACGAAGAAGACUCUAUGGACUUCGACAGCACAAUGGAAAGUCAUGAUGGAGAUAAAGAUGUGUUCGCGGACGACAAGUUUCUAAUUAAAAACAAUGGCAUCGGUGAGAUCAACCACAAUGAUAGUGCAGUGAAAUCAGAAAACAACAUAGAUGAAAGUAACAAUUCAAAACUAUCUUCACCGAUAAAAUUAGAAAAUAAUUUACUCAGCGACCAAGUUUCUUUAAAAAUGGAAAACGGUGUUAAUAAAUUAAUGUCUUUAAACGACCAAAUUCCGCAGUCGCCGCACAGCCCGGAUAUGAACAUGAACUGCAGUACAACAUCCGGUCCAGGCAGCGACGAGAGCGUCGACAUCAAUGACAAUAUAUCUUGUGGGGACGCCAACGAAGACGCCGAUGGGAACGAAGCAAACGGAAGCCACUCGGGUCCCGGAAGUAAGCGACGGGGGCCGCGAACAACAAUCAAGGCCAAGCAGUUAGAGGUUCUCAAGGCGGCGUUCAACGCGACACCGAAGCCGACGCGUCACAUCCGGGAACAGCUUGCGUCCGAGACCGGACUGAACAUGCGUGUAAUUCAGGUUUGGUUCCAAAACAGACGGUCCAAGGAGCGCCGAAUGAAGCAGCUGAGCGCGCUGGGAGCCAGACGACACUUUUUCCGGGGACCGCGACGACGAGCGCUCCGGGGAGACAUCGACGAGUCGGAAAUGAUGGGCCCUGGCUUCGGAUACUACAAUGACGGGGACCCGGAAAUGUACGGCAACUUCCCUCCCUAUGCUAACUUCUACCACGGACAGGGCCAGGGGCCUGAUAUGGGACCCGUGGGCAUUGGCUACAUGGUCCCCAACCCCCGGAGAACACCUCCGGGUAUGGAUCCUGGCAUGAUGAACGCGAGGGUCAGUUUAGUGGGUGAAGGCCACUAUAUGCACGGCGACCUUCUUCCGCCCUCUUCCUCGCCCGACUCCUUGCACAACAUGCACCCCGAGGACCAGUACAUGUCCGGUGGGCCCGGCAGACCCAUGGGACCGCCAUUCUCAUCUGCACCGCCGUUUUCUGCCGCUUCCUCGCUUAUGACGUUUCCUGGUCGACCGGAGAUGACGUCAGAAGUUUGGGGCUGAUAUUAUGCGUCGAUAUUUUAAUGGGACUGAUGAUGACGCAUCGGUAUAAACAUAAUGCUUUUGUCCGCUUGCUCGGAUGUUGCGAUUCUCCCUCAACAGUGGAAAUGACAUCAUUGGGGGCUUUUAGAUGCCGUACACAAUGUAAGACGUCAAUUAUAAAAUAAGUGAGCAUAAGAAAGACUCGAGAAAGCAAGAUUAGACUGACAUCAGUUGGAAGUCGGAAGUUAUAAGACAAUUUGUUUAUCAUUGUCGUUGUUCAAGGACGAAAUGCCCCGAAGAUAUCCAAAGAAAUCCGAAGUUGUUCAGUUUUUGCCAAGUGAUAUAUUGUGGUCUGCUGUAUGUGAGACUGUAAUAGUGUUUUGUCUCUUGAAUGUUUGCGGGAAAAGAAAGAAAUUAUUGUGCUAUUUGAUUAAGUUUAUUUAUUGUUCUUCUCAUUUCCCAAAUAAAGCUUUAAUCGUUGUCAGAUUGGUAUAUAUUGUUCCUAAAAUUGUUAUAAAAUUCGAUGGAAAUACAUGUAUCAUUGAUG